UGCGCUGUGAGUGCUUUGCUGUCGCCAGCGCCUGCUGCUCGCUUCGCGUCCCCAGGGGGGUGUAGCCCGUCGGACGGCCAUGCAGCGGCCCGACCAUCGUGCGGAGCGGCCAGCAGCCAGCGUGGUGCAACGAUUCUCCGGCGUGAAGCCGCCACGGUUCGUCCUGCGCCUGGCUAACAGCAACUGGCCACACGAUCGGGCCUUCGUCGGCUGUUAGGUGGUAGGCGAACAGCAGCGGUUUGCGGGAGGCUUCCACCUGCAAAGGCCGCCACCUCCCUGGGUGCUGUUGCAGCUUUGCCCCCGCCAUGGCGACGGACAAUGGUGUAUCCGCCAACGGACUUGCGUCGCAUCCAUCGUCAGAGCCACCGCACAUCCUGCCGGGAAGCAGGAAAGGCAGCGGAGAAGACCUCGUGACCACUUCAGCUGCUGCAGGGUCACCCUGCGGACCUCUGGUUAUUCCUGUAGCCUGCCAGAGCUCAAGUCCAAAUGGGGAUACACGCUAUUCAGAAGACACGAUCAUCAAGGUUGCAGAUGACGGCAUAAUUGCACCGGUUCCAAGCUGCGGUGACCUGUGCAGUUCGGGAGCUGCAGGCGUUGCACCCAAUCCAACAGAAUGCAGUCCUGCACAGCAGUCUCCUAAUGGUGCGACUCCUCCUGCGAGUUCAGGUGUACCUGCUUUGUCAAUGCUUGAAGAACCUAGUUCCAGACUGCAAGCUCCAGAUGGCUCUGCAACAACAGUGGUUGAUUCGCCAAAGGGGGGUGAGGAGAGGGCUGCCACUGAUGUGGCAGACUGUGUCUCGAGACCUAUCCAGGAGUGUUCUCCAGGGUCAGCAAUGACAACCUCAUUGAGCAAUGGCAUUCUACCUAAGGCAGAUGGCGCUGCUGUCUCGGAAAUGCAGAACACCGCUGGCUCAGAAACUAAAGUGGAGUCUCCCAGUAGGAGCCACAUUUUUGAACCACUGCAAAAUGGGAAGUUGCCCGAACAGCUCCCAAGUGGUGGCUCUCCGCUUCGCUCCGGUGACAGAGGACUUCAAGAGUCACCCAGAGUACAACAGACGACUUCUCCUGAGUCGCCGAGAGAAAACGGCAAGCGGUCGCCGUGCUGCAAUGGGAGGGAGGAAGUGCGGACACUGGUCGUUAGCCAAGCCGUUACUGGGGGUAGUCCGAGGGCUCGGGGUUGCGAGCCAGUGCCAGAUGCAGGGUCAGAGACCGCUGGAAAGAAGCACUGUGCUGCUGUGCCCAAUGGGGACGUGGGGUUGAGGUGUGUCCGAGACAGUGCUGACGUCGGCAGUGACAAGACUGUGCUUCCAGCACAAUCUGUCCUUCCAGAAGGCAGGAGGCGCAGUGCUUCAGACGGGGCGGUGCAGGAGAACGGCUGGGCACAAAGAGGUCGAUCUAGCCACUCGGAGUGCAACGGUCUAGACCGACGCACCGUCGUGCUGAGCAGCAGCAGCGGUAGCAGCAGUGGCUCCACUGAGGGGCCCGACAGUCCCUUGCCUGGAGAGACCCUUGGCUCUGGUGUCCGGUGGAGCGGUGGGGGACGUAGUGUCUCCGAGGUCAAGGAGCUCGCCUACGCCCGCCUGCAGGCAGAGCUGUCACGUGCGCAGCAGGAGCUACGUCUUCGUGAUGAGGAAGUAUCUCGGCUGAGCCAGAUCCGAGACCAGGUGGGCGCUGAGCUGGAGGAGCUCACUGCUAGCCUAUUUGAGGAAGCGAACAACAUGGUGCGGGAGGCCAACAUGAAGCAGGCAGGAGCUGAGAAGCGGCUCAAGGAAGCUACUCUGAAGGUGGAAGUGUUGCAAGCGGAGGUGAGCGCCCUCAAGGCGCUCGUGCUCACUUCGACACCCAGCCGGCCCAACACGCACCUGCACCCGCAGCUCAGUCGGCAUCGGCACCGGCGGUCACCCUCCAACUACGAGCUGGCCACGUGCCGGCCACCUUCCCCUCCCAGCCAGCAGGUGUCCCAGCAGCAACAACAGCAGCAGGGCCAGUCCCAGUCGGGCCAGGUUGGCAGUGAUGGAACGAGCCCUGACCUCUCGGAGGUGGACCCGGUGUGCCAUCGGGAGUUCCUCCGGUGGCAGGAGAAGCCAACUGUGUCGGACCGGGAGGAUAUGUUUGUGUCGCGACUGUACCGGGAGGAUGUGCUGCCCUGCCUGCACUUUCCCAACUGCCAGCUGGCUGCGCAGGUGCUGCGUGCCAUCGAGGAGAACAGCAUCACCAUCGAGGCGGUCAACGCGGCCAACCCCUUUCCCAGGCGCUGUUCUCUGUUGGAGGCACCACGUGUUUGCCAGUACCGUAUGCGGCUGGGCGACUCGGGCUCUUCCUGGUACCACAUCUCGCAGCUGUGCCGAAACCGGAUAACGUCAGUGUGUGACCUCUUCUGCUACCUACGCUACAUACAGCAGGGUCUGGUUCGCAGCAGCCUGCAGGAGAUGUACUGGGAGGUGAUGCGACGGCGACGCUCCAUCGCCCUGGCUCGCCUGGGCCUGCCACCUUGCUGAGGUCGAAGCACAGCUGCGUUUCCUAAGUGCUGUACAUAGGACCAGUUUUUAGAGACUCCUGCAAACCCUGUACAUGUGUGUCUGUGUGUGUUGCCCCCAGCAAGCUCUGGGUGGCGCCCCCUGCAGUGACUCUUAAGCGUUUCGACGGGUGGCGGACGAGCACGGCGUUAUUCCUUAGCUCGUCUGCACACGUGCUCGAUGUGUAUUUGUUUACGUGUACAUAUAUGGAUGUGUGUGUGUGUUGGUACAUGCACGGAUUGUGUAUUUUCGGUGUGCGCAAGUUGCGCAUGUGUGUGUGCAUUACGUAUUUGCUCGUUUAUGGAUUUUAGAGACGAAUAUGCGCACAUGUAAAAUGUACUGUUGAUGGAACACGCUUGUUCACAGCCGUCUUUACUGAACCACAUUUGCCGCACCAGUGCCACAUGUUUUAUCAGCAUCGCAAACCGAAGGGGGCAAGCUUUUCGAGAAAAAAAGAGACAAAAAUAUGAAGUGAAUAAGGCGUGAUGAGCGAGUAUCCAAUGUUUAAAUCUUCGACUGCAUUUUAUGUUGAACUAAUUUAAUCCCGGGACCUAUUUUGGUGACUAAAUUUCUGCGUAUGUACAAGAGGUGUACCAUAUGGUGAGAAUGCGGUUUAUGUGCAAAAUUCAAGCGGUGACAGCGGUCAGUGUGAUGUUGUCCAUUGCACUGCUUGCACUCGUGUAUACAUGCUCUCGUGACUUUGCACAAGCUAUGUAUGUGAUGAACUGGAGGUUUGAAAAAGGCCACACAGCUUUAACGCAAGACUUUCUGUGAUGUACGUGAAAAUUAAAAUCCCAGACAUUGGGUGGUGUUGCAGAAACGAAUAAACAAGGAAGAAUUGUUGGUUUAGCUUUUCUUGUACAUCUGGAUGUACUGGAACACAUGUAUAGUUUCUGAUUUAAAUGCACCAAACAUGCUUGAAUUUUAACGCAAAAAUUUUACAUUCAUCAUUACAAUUUGAAUGUGGCAUUACAGUGGUGCAGAGUAACCACAGGUGAAGACUAGCAACAGUGGGAAAGUUGCAAUUUGGUGCUACCGAAUAGGCAGCUGUAAGCUGUUCACCUUAUAUGCCGUCUAGGCUUGACACCUGCUUACAGCUCAUAAACUACAUGCUGGUAUGGCUCAGUUGCUAUCGCAUUCUGCUGCCAAGCAUGAGUUUGCUUGUUCAGCUUCAGGUCAUGGUGGCGGUAAUGUGAUGUGCACAGAAUGCGAAAAUGCUCGUCGUACUUGGCCUAAUGUACCUCAGGUGGUCAAGAUUAUUCCGGAGAACUUCUCAGAGCAGUGCCUUGUGAACUUCAUUUGAUACAUAGCAGACAACGCAAUGAACACUGUAGAGACUUCUCUCACUGCUUUCAUUCGUGACCAAAAAAUAAUGCGUCGCAUAUGAAAUAAAGAGGCAGGUGUGCUGCAUGUAAUUCGAUGUAGCUUUAAGUCUCAUAUUUUUAUAGCAAAAUAUAAUGUUAUGGAGGGCUUUAGAGAUCUGAACCUAUUUACCUCUGUGGGAGCAGAGUGACACAUUUCGGGAACCAGUGGCCACAACGUACUGCUUGCGCUUGCGACCAAAACAUAGUAUGCCGCAUACUUGAAGCGAAAAUGUGUGCAAGUCAUACAUAGUGGGAUGUAACUUUACAUCCAUGAGUUGUGGCUUAGAUAUAAGAUCUACUUUUGCUGUAAAAGCAUUGCGGAUAAAAAGUAACGGCAUUGUGAAAUGCACAGAGUAAGGUUUCUAUGACCGCGCUACUUGCAUAGCUUCUGUAGCUUUGCCUGCUACAUUUAAAACGGAGUGUACUUGAGGAAGUGUGCUCAAGUAUAAAGAAUGAGGAAUAUAUUUGCUUCAAUCCCAUUCUGUAGAUUACUGCAUACUAAAAAAGUGUGUGUCCUCAAAAAUGAUUUAUCGAGAAUACAGCUAUUGUAUGUACCUGGGGGGUGAUGUCAAUUUAGCCAUGAUUUGUUUUAUACUUUCUGUUCUUUCGUAUUUUGAUCAACAGUGACACUGACAGGUGAUGUGUUGCCAUGGGAUGCACAGUUAUCUGGCUCCUAGAGAGAAGCAGGUUAUGAUCUGUGAUUUGUAGAGGACUGAAUUCCCAGGUAGCCUUCCUUGUAUUGUGAUAUGGUAGUAGCGACUAUGCAUAUUUUUGGAAACCCAUUAUUUACACCAUUAAAGAGAACUCGAAUGAGGUGUUUUAGAGACAUUAUUUACCUAAUAUUAUGUCGCUUGUGUUGGGAAUUUGAAGACUGAUUGUUUUUAAGAUUUUUUUUUACAUUCUUAUUGUGGCACGUUGCUAUCAGAAAGGACAUUUUAUUCUCAUACUCAGUUAUGUAUAUCUGUGUUGUACCCUCUACAUUUUGUGCUAGUCCUCAGACAUAGUGAGUGUGGCAGGGUGCUAUAUCGAUCGUUACUAUGUUUGGUAUUGUUGGUUAUUCAAUGCUGCAUAUGGGCAGGAUAUUACUAACAUUAAAAGGUCCCUGAGCCACUUUUUAUCGAAGUCGAGAAAUGCAUUUGAAAUUAAAUUAGACUGUGUGCCAGUGUGCCAAGGCAUCAAUCGGGAGCAGCCAUGCCUGAGCGCGAACUGUCAAGCAUGCAUGUAGUCUGACCUUAAGUUUUGCAUGGUUCAAGGCUCGCUGAGUGUUCAAAACUAGUCGAAAUUAGCGAGACCGGACGGCUAUGACACUGAUAUUUAAGCAGGGUGGCCAAACUUUAAUUCCUAUGCUAGUGGCCGUGGCCAAGCGUGAGUAGACGAUAGUCUGCUUCUUCCGGAAGUAUGUAAUUAUUUCGAAAUUCGAAUGCAGAUUUUCAGUUACUUCAGCCUGUUUAUUAAACUGCGUCAAUAAAUAUACACAGAAGCGCACUGAUCCAUACACCAUUCUUGAUUGAUGUCAGCUAUUGGAAAAUAGCAGCCGCGUAUGGGAAUCCGCUUUAUUAUGAAAUAAAGCAUCCAGAAAAGAUUGAGGAGCAGGCUUCUGUUGAAAAGAGAGUGUUUGAGAAAAAAAUGUCGCAGUUUCGCCCGAAAGGCGAAGCAUCGAUUGCAAUAGCAAAUUAGUAGAGCUAUUCGGAGUAAGGAUAGUAGUAUUAUCGGCUGCAUAAACUUGGACACAUUGGCUUACUAAUUAACAAUCGUGGUGUCAGCGCGCACAAGCAAACAUGAAUAGAUCACACUGAAUGACCGCAGCCAACGACUGUCAAAACGCUGGCAGCAAGCGCAGGUUCACGCAGUCUAUCGCUUCAACGGAAACUGAGCGGCGAAUGCACAGCGCAUACAAAGGUCAGAGCCGUGUGGAGAUAAGAGACGGUGCGGGCGACCGGCUCCACCGGGCAAAAGGCAGAGAAGUUGUUGGCAGAGGAGAAGCUGCCCCCCCCCCUCUUCCCGUUUCUUGCUUUCGCGUGGGAGAUUGAGUGGCAAGAUACGCCUUUGGUGCCGGAGCACAGCGCCGCUCCGCCUCGCUCCCUCCCAUACCCCCACGGCCUUUCGCGCGACGGUCGAGUUUUCUUUCCACCAUGCGUUCGCUCUCCGUGAUAGAGCGCGUCCCCCGUGCGCUUUUCCUCGCGCAUACGGCGCACGGCGAUGAUUUUAUCGCCCUUGGAAUCUAUACGGAACCUCACAACGACGGCGACGCCGACGGCAGAAAUCCGGUUGAAGUGUCUGUAUAAUUGCUGUCGCAAUAAAAAGUGACUUAACGUUCUGCUUGUGAGCUCCAUGCGCCGCGCAGAGCUGCAGAACUUGGCUGAGAUGUUGACAGCGGCAUAUGGUAUCCGCAGACUGUGUUUUUUCACCAAGCCCAAGGGGUGGUUCAGGGCCCCUUUAAGCUGUGCUGUGAGUGGAAAACCAGUUUCAGGGUCUCUAAAUACCGUUCUUUAAGUUAAGUUGUAUCAGUAAAUUACACUUCUGUAAUCCAAAGCAACCGCUUACCAUAAGAGGUGAUUUUGUAAGCCAGAAAAGAUGCGAAAUUGAAACUCGAGUCAUGAUGUUACCCUGAAGCGCCCACACCAGCAGGCCGUGGAAUUUUAAAGUGUCUACUCAGUUGUAGCGGUGUAUCAGCAAUGAAAGCCUGCAUCACAUUCUAAAUGAACCGAAGACUCAACCUAGCAAGUUUAAACUAUCCUGCACCAAAACUAAUCAAAUACGAGAUGUUGCACUGAAAUUCGGGACAUUUCAAUGACAUACCAACAUCCAUCAGAUCAACAGAUUCGGAUCUGAAAGAAAUUGCCAUGGCCUGCAGUGAGCACUCUGACAACCUUGUGAACUUGACAGAAUAAACAAAUGGACAUGAUGGUAAUCCAUAACUGAAUUGACUGGCACGAACAGAGGACAAGGAUGGACGAGAUAAGACAAUUCAAGGCAAGAUAAAUUGUUAUGGAAAUGCUAUUGAGAAAACAUUUUUUGUUGUCAUGUCAGUGACUGGCCCUUUGUGUUUACACUGCUGAUUUAAAUGAGCUUGUGCGUUCAUUUACAUGUCAUAGUGGCAACUGCACAAAACGGCUGUGCUUUCUACAUAGCAGGCAUUGUCAUUGUGCUUAUUUGCAUCGAAGGAAGAAGUGGGUUCUUGAAGGACUAGUGUUUGGGGAUGAAAAUUUUUACAGUGGUGAUCCUGCAUAUACAUUACAGUGUUGGAUGUAGCAUGAAGAGAUGAAGAUAUUGGCAGCAUUACAUUGCAUGUGACCGUACAGUUCGAAGGCAACCAUUCAUGCAUGCACACAUCAUGCAAAAGACAAGCUGCAAAAGUGGAAGCAGAGUGCAAUCUUAUACUUCUUUUGCAUACUGGUUAUAUGGAAACCUUUCAUGGUUGAAAAGAAAAAAAAUAGCUUUUUGAUAUUUACUUGUCCUUCGUUUAAACUGAACUUCAGAUAAAUGGAAUGCAUUUUCCCCUUUGAGUGCCAUAUAGGCGGAGCAUACUUAAUAGGUGUUGAAACCUGCAAUCCCAUGUCAUCCUCAUGUUGUCUUGUCCAUCCAAAACUGCAUCUGCUGACUCCUACAUAUUAGCUGCUGCUUUUGUGGGCAGGGGGUGCUUCCUUCCUAAAGUUUCCCCAAGCUCGAAGGGUCCUCUUUUGACCUUGUCUGUGUUCCAUUGUACUAAAUAUUGGGUAAUACUAUGAUGAGACUCAUUUUUCUGGAUAUCUAAGAAAUAGUACCAGAAGAACUUAAGUUGUCCAUGUGUGUAGCUAUGUAAAUGGACAAUAGUUGGGUGCCAUUUUGGUGUGGCUAGUUAUCUGGCACGCAGUAUGUUCACAUAUGUUUAGAGACAUCUGCAGCCACCUGCAAAAUGUGAGCUGUCUGUGCAAAUGUCUAAUAUGUAUGCAUACUCAAUAUGGAAUGCAUCGUAGACUGUCUGUGCCGACACCUUACUAGAGUUGUCUAUGUAGCCAUCUUAACCUGGUGCAACAUGGACAUGUCUUACUGUCUCUCUGUCACGAAAUCAAUGUUUUGUCUUCUGGUUCCACCUCAAGGCUCUGAUGCUUGUAGCCACUGUUCAGCGGCAGAUAUGUGCCAGUUAGUGAGCGACUGCGGUUAAAAUAUAAUCAACCAUGGUUAUGAAAACGUGAGUGUUGAAGUGAUGAAUUCUGUAUGCAACAUCACCUCCGUUAAGGCUUGAGCAACAGAUAUCACUACAGAUAGUGAAGAGGUUUAGCUUGUCCGGUAAUCGGGUAAACGCGGGCGGACCGGGCGUUGGGGCCUUUUGCCGGAACCGUAAACGUCCUGUAUGGUGCUGCCACCUGGUGGCGCAGAAAUCAAACAUACAAAAAACAGCUAAUAUUGCAGUAACCAUGUGUAUUCUACUUCUCCACUGGUGGAAAUUUUCGGCGGCAACACGAUUACGUCACUGUCGAACAUUUACACCAGCAGCGAAGUAGAAUACACUUGGUUACUGCAAUAUUAGCUGUUUUUUGUCUGUUUGAUUUCUGCGCCACCAGGUGGUAGCACCAUACAGGCCGCUCACGUUUGCAGUUCCGGCAAAACGCCCCAACGCCUGGUCCGCUCGCGUUUACCCGAUUACCGGACAAGCUAAACCUCUCUAGUGUCUUAUGCUAAGCUGUAGCAAUGGUAAUGCAAUUUCUGUUAAUGUAACUGCAGCAGGUCAUCCUCUACAAUGGUUUAUUGAAAAUGCUUGUAUGCACUUGCCAAUUUUUUAAUGAAAGGGCUUUGCAGCACCGUACUACCAUACUGAAUUAUUGGCACUGCCAACACAAAAUAUUUGCAUGCAGUUUUUCAAAUUCUAGAUUAAGAAAGUUUGUGUGAUUUUGUACUGAGGCAGAUAAAAAGGCCACUUAGCCAAUACUUACAAAUUGGUGCAAGUGUCACCAAAUUGUUAAAUAAAAAAUUGUUGGCAAUUGUCCGAUUUGCGACCCCCUCCUCUGAAGCAUGUCUGCCGGUUUGUGCAAGACAUUGACAUUGCCGUUUUAAGGAAAUUUGUUGAUGCCAUAUAAGCAAUAGGCUCUUUUUCUCUUGUUUUUAUUGGUCAUAUUGGUGCAGUCUGCCUCAUCUUCUGUGGGCACCAGCUGCGACCAAGUUCGGUUAUUCACUUGCUCUUCAUCUUCGAUGCUUAGACACUUCAUCCUCCAAACGUGCAUAAUGUGGAUUGCAAGAAGCAAUGGCUCUGUGAACAUACAUUUAUGAGAGCUCAUUGAUGAGCGAGGCAGCAAUCGAGAACAAGGCUAAUGUGAACUGUGGUGGUAAAUUUUUUGGCACUUGAUCCGAUUUGCAGUGGGUGGCAUAGAGGAUUGAAGGAUAAUAGAAAUAACAAGUGAGAUUGGCAAGGUUUGAGCUACGUGGUCACCAAGCAGGUCCCUAUAACUCUGUCCUUUUUUCUUUUCCUGCGCAGAAUGUAUCUGUACGUGGAGUGACACAUGUCACAUGUAACCCUAGAACUUAGAGAUAUUUGGAGCCGUGGCAAUUUUUAACACAGAAAGAGCUGUUUUCCAUUAAGUGUGCCACAGAGGCAGAGAGGCUUUUAAAAGGAAACUUUCGGAGUCCUAAGAUUACAUUAUUUAGAGGCUGCAUAUAAUCUGCCGUGAAACCUGUACAUACUUAGAAACUUUUGGAGGGGUCCAAUGCCUCUUGGCAAAGUAUUGUUGCAGCAAUGGCUAGUGUUGUAUGCAUAUUUUGUUUCUGUGUGCACUAUACAAGGAGCACUUAUCAUAACCUGUAUGUAUAGGAAAAGCUUUACACAAGCAGCUUUGUAGUGCGAGAGAUAUAGAACAAGUCGGGGAGUUGCGCAGUGAUUAGUGUAACAUAUAGUGCUGCAGUCAAUAAAGCUGCUUUUCUGGAGUGUCAGUAUUUAUGGUACUGAGGUAUGCACGUGAAUUGGCCUGUGACACCUGCUCUACAUGAGUGUCUGUUGGGCUACGUCUGUGUGGUUGUGAUCUAGAUUCACGCCCGUCACAUUUGUGUACGAAACCCUGUAUUGUGUGCAGAAAGUGUACUUGGUUGUUGGCAGUGACGGUGAGCUAGAUGUGAUCACAAGAAUAAAUGAUAACCAAGGCA
Molecule: messenger RNA, 9994 nt
Organism: Dermacentor silvarum
Lineage: Eukaryota; Metazoa; Arthropoda; Arachnida; Ixodida; Ixodidae
Exons: 12
Coding region: 306-2498 (730 amino acids)
Biological process (GO): exocytosis
Cellular component (GO): Golgi to plasma membrane transport vesicle
Molecular function (GO): guanyl-nucleotide exchange factor activity
Source: RefSeq, a predicted model, not a curated record